AUGUCUCUCUUUCCCAGCGAGAGCGGCAUGUCCGCUGCCGCUACCGACUGUUCUUCCAACAUCGCGUCUUCGAGCUCGACACCCCCUACCAGCAUUUCUGACAUCGCCAGCCAGGCCUCGGAUGGUCCCAAGCUAGACGAUGUUCCCGUCAUUCUCGAAUCCGAAGCCCAAAUCGAAACCCACACCCGUAUCGAAACCCGUAUUGAAGCCCAGAUCGAGGCCCACAUCGAAAUCCCUGAUGCCAUCGCCGCCGAAUCAGCACGCGAAACACCACCGGAACCUCAGUCCGAAGGACGACCUCGCCGAUCAUGCUCUGGGAAGCAAACGUACAAUCUGUCACAACUGAGCGGCACAGCAAACCGCGGCAAACGACGCGCCAAGGGCGACGACGUCGCAGACCGGCGCAGGACCAUUUCGGGCGCGACACCCAUUAGACCUGGCCUCAAUGCCGACACCAAUGCUGACGAUGUCGCGCGCGUUGCCGGCAACCUCGUCCGUGACGGCAUUGACGCGUUGAACCUUCAAUGGUCCAUCGGAGACCUGAAGACCCCGCGCCCGAAGAAGACAAAGAUGGAAAAGGCAGAUACCUCUCGCAUCACCCGCCAUACGGCGCGUCUCAUCGGCACGCCUGUUGAGAACCUUGCGACCAAGGUGUCUAACCUCGGAAAAAGGAGCCGUAAGACUUUCGAAAAGAGCAUGGCCAAGGUUCCCCGCGAGCUGCUCCGCCUCCGGGACACGAAGGAAUUCGCCGGCAUUGACGAUAAGCCCGUUAUAAGAACGGUCUGGUCUAACGGAAAGCUCGUAAUAUUGGACGAGAAUGGCAACAUCCCUGCACCGCCGUCCAAGAAGGCCAAAUCAGAGCCGCUCGAGACUAAGAAGGAGGAAGCAGAGGAGAAGCCCGAGCAAGCUACUGAAGCGCAGGCCAAAAAGACAAGGCGAAACAAGAAGUACCUCGAUCGCGGACUGUAUGCCGGUCAAGCGACCCCUUCGGAUCUGACUAAGGGUCUUUCAGCCGCUGAGCAAAAGAAGCUCGCGCAGACCCCGGAGCUGAAGAACUAUGGCCGUUCCAACAAGGCCCUGCCGUUGCCCAUGUUCAACGGAUUGCGACUGCUUCUGAGCGGCCGCGACUUCAAGCUGCCGUUCGAUGUCUGCAAUCCUCUGCCGCCGGGCCAGCCGAAGCCUGACGAGUUCCGGAAGCUCACCAAGAAUCGCUUUAUUGGAGAGUCGCAUUCUUUAUGGAAGAAGACGCCACACUUCCUUGACCAGUCCAAGUGCGUUUGCAAGGUCGAAGACGGUUGCGGUGAGGACUGCCAGAACCGAAUCAUGCUGUACGAGUGCGACGACAAGAACUGCAACGUAGGCCGGGAGCAUUGCACAAACCGCGCGUUCGCCGAUCUCCAGGACAGGAGAGUAGGGGGUGGCAAAUACCGCGUCGGCGUCGAGGUAAUCAAGACGCCUGAUCGUGGCUACGGCAUCCGCGCCAACAGAUGCUUCGAAUCCAAUCAGAUCAUCAUGGAGUACACGGGUGAGAUCAUCACGGACGAGGAGUGCUCCGAACGCAUGGAAAACAAGUACAAGAACAACAAGUGCUACUACCUUAUGAGCUUCGACCAGAAUAUGAUCAUCGACGCUACUAAGGGUAGUAUUGCCCGUUUCGUGAACCACUCGUGUGCCCCCAACUGCCGGAUGAUUAAAUGGAUCGUAUCCGGUCAGCCAAGGAUGGCACUCUUCGCGGGAGACAAGCCCAUCAUGACGGGCGAGGAGCUCACUUACGACUACAACUUUAGUCCUUUCAGUGACGAAAACGUCCAGACUUGCCUCUGCGGCGCGCCGAACUGUCGAGGGAUAUUGGGGCCGAAGCCUCAGGAAGUCAAACAGCCCAAGCCUCCCAAGUCGACUCUCAAGGCCGUCGUCAAAAGCGCUGUCAAGGCUAGUAAGCGCAAGAUUGAGACGUUGGUCGGCAACGACGGUGACAACGACGGCUCGGCAAAGAAGCGCAAGAUCAAGGCCGCCAAGGGAGUGCGACAGUCACUCUCUUCGACCAGCCUUCUCACCAAGGCGGCCGCCGCCAAGGGCGCGGCGACGGUUAAGAGACGUGUGUCGGCCAUGGCAAUUCUGAGCAGCACGAGCAAGACGAAGACGAACACGCCUGCCAAGGCCACCAAGGCGACUGCGAAGAAAUCCACGCCAAACAAGAUAUAUACUGCGCCCCACCCCGCGCGCAAGGCCACGGCAGUCCGUAAGUCGGGCUCUGGCAAGGUGCUCAAAACAUACGGGAAGGGAUCGCCCAAGACGACGAGCCGGGCACCGAGCAUGACCAUUGUAGCUGCGGGAGCAGAGGACGACGAUGAUGCGGCGCCGAAGAAGAUGUCCAAGCUCCACCGGAGCUUGAGCAAGGCGUCGCGCAACGCACUGGAGGAGCUUUCCAUGGGGUCCACCAUUCGGCUUGUGAGCCCCGAGCUCGUGAAUCCCGAGGCCACCAUCACGGCCCGACAAGAUUAG
Molecule: messenger RNA, 2502 nt
Organism: Colletotrichum higginsianum IMI 349063
Lineage: Eukaryota; Fungi; Ascomycota; Sordariomycetes; Glomerellales; Glomerellaceae
Product: SET domain-containing protein
Exons: 3
Coding region: 1-2502 (833 amino acids)
Biological process (GO): regulation of DNA-templated transcription
Cellular component (GO): chromatin; nucleus
Molecular function (GO): histone H3K36 methyltransferase activity; protein binding
Source: RefSeq, a predicted model, not a curated record